This is a messenger RNA of Mucor velutinosus, 1284 nucleotides long. RefSeq lists its product as uncharacterized. Bases 1 to 1284 code for a protein of 427 amino acids. The transcript has a single exon. Gene Ontology annotation, molecular function: trimethyllysine dioxygenase activity; iron ion binding. Gene Ontology annotation, cellular component: mitochondrion. Gene Ontology annotation, biological process: carnitine biosynthetic process. The record is from RefSeq and is a predicted model, not a curated record. NCBI's taxonomy places the organism in Eukaryota, Fungi, Mucoromycota, Mucoromycetes, Mucorales, Mucoraceae.
AUGCAACGGUAUUUCAAGCUGACCAAACUCACCAGCCCUGCUCCUGCCAACCUCCCUACGAGAGCGCUUUUUUCGACAUCCAUACCACGAUUGCAUAAACCAAAUGCUAAAAAACGUCUGGAAGGCACUGGUGCUGUCCCUCAACGAGCAGGUCUCGCCAACGACAAGCAAGUGUUUCUGGACUGGAACAACCGCAAAACCAGUGUUUACAAUCACUUUUGGUUGAGAGAUCACUGUCGCUGCGAACAAUGCUAUCAUCCCAUCACUCGUCAACGUCUGGUCGAUACCUUUUCUAUUCCUCGUGAUAUUCAACCCACUGCUGUUGACAGCACGGAAGAUGGACUGUCUGUGAUCUGGCCGGAUGGUCAUCAAUCCAAGUAUGCUUGGGAUUGGCUGCAUACACACUCUUACAGCCCUAUUCUUCGCACCUCAGAGCCCUUGGCAACCAAGAAGCCCAAGUUGUGGGACGCUGAACUCAAGCUCACACCCAUAGAUUAUGAAGCUGUCAUGAAUACAGAGGAGGGAUUGAAGCAAUGGCUGGAUCAGCUCGAAACGUAUGGUAUUUCUUUUGUGGAAGGUGUGCCUACCACGGUUGAAGCUACUGAAAAGCUGGCCCGUCGUUUGUGCUUCUUGCGCGAGACGCAUUACUCACAGGGCAUUUGGUCGUUCACUGCUGAUUUAGCUCAUGCUGAUACUGCCUACACGCAAUUGGCAUUGGGUGCCCAUACCGACAACACUUAUUUCACGGAACCCGCAGGCCUUCAAAUGUUCCACAAGUUGGAAUUCGAAGGCAAAGGCGGCGACUCAUUGUUCGUAGAUGGCUUUGCUGUUGCCAAGCAGUUGAAGGCUCAAUCUCCCAACGCUUACCGUACAUUGUCCAAUACACUGAUUCCCACGCACUCGGCAGGCGAUGAGAAUGUCUUGAUCGUUCCCACACCUCGAGCUAACCCCAUUCUGAAUCAUGGCCCUGACGGCGAGCUGUACCAAAUUCGCUAUAACAAUGAUGAUCGCUCCACUCUGGAUCACCUUAGUUCUACACAAUUAGAAGAGUUUUAUGAUGCCUUGUUCUUGUGGAGUGAUUUGCUGAAAUCUAAAAAGAAUGAAUUGUGGGAUCCUUUGGCUCCUGGCCGUGUGGUUACUUUUGACAAUUGGCGUGUUUUGCACGGUCGCAGUGCUUUCACCGGUCAUAGACGUAUCUGUGGUGCCUACUUUCCUUGGGAUGACUACAAGAGCAGGGCACGAACUGUUAGAAUGACGCCUCAAGACAAGGAUCGUCUUUUGUAA